UAAAUAAGAGGGAGCUGCUGGGUAGUCAGGGUGAAGACUGCAGUAUCCUUGGAAGCUGUUCAUUGUAAUACAAGAAGAUGAAAAUCAUACUUUACAUGUGUUUGCUACUGGUUGGUCUUCAUGCUGUGGCUCAUGGUCAGCUCACUUCCGAGCACAAUAAGCACGAUCCAAACAAAUACGAGCACCAAACAGAUCAUGCAGGUGAAGUGAUGAGUUGCCUCAAACUAGUACCAAACAAUGCUGACUUUGCAUUUCAGUUUUUUAAAGAGAUUAGCCUGGAGACACCUAAUAAGAACAUUUUCUUCUCUCCUGUAAGCAUCUCCACUGUCUUUGCAAUGCUGGCCUUUGUUGCCAAAUCAGCCACUCAGACUCAGAUCCUGGAAGGACUCACCUUUAACCUUACAGAGAUGCAUGAGAAGGAAAUACACGAAGGCUUCCACCAUCUCAUCCAUAUGCUGAGCCAUCCUGAGAGUGAGGUCUAUCUUGACAUGGGCAAUACCAUAUUUCUAUCCGAGAAGUUGAAACCAUUAAAAAAGUUUUUAGAUGAUGCCAAAGCUCUGUAUGAAAUGGAUGCCUUGACUGUUGACUUCAAGAAUCCUGCAGAGGCUGAGAAGCAAAUCAAUAAUUAUGUAGAGAGGAAAACACAUGGGAAAAUUACCAGUUUGGUCGAAGAUAUAGAUCCACAGACUGUAAUGCUUCUGGCAAGCUUCGUUUUCUUUAAAGGCAAGUGGGAAAAGCCUUUUGAGCUCACUGGAGAAAGAGAGUUCUUUGUGGAUGAAGAAACAACUGUGAAAGUCCCUAUGAUGCACCUAACAGACAUAUAUGACUUCUAUUUUGAUGCAAAGAUUCCUUGCACCAUAGUACGGCUUCAUUACAAUGGGAGUGCUACAGUAUUUCUAGCUCUGCCAGAAAAGGGAAAAAUGAAGCAUCUAGAGCAAGCCCUGGUCAAGGAAACUGUCCAUGAAUGGUCAAAAAAGCUCUCCAAAAGGAGAAUAAGCCUGUACUUGCCCAAAUUUUCUAUCUCUGGAAACUAUGACAUAAAGAAUAUCCUGAACAAAAUGGGAAUUAUUGAUGUGUUCACCAACCAGGCAGAUCUGUCUGGCAUCACCGGCACCCCAGGGCUGAAGGUUUCUAAGGUUGUCCAUAAGACUGCGCUGGAUGUUGACGAGACAGGUACUGAGGCAGCAGCAGUAAGCUUUGCUAGAAUAAUGGCCAUUUCUUUUCCUCAACACAUUGAAUUCAUCCGUCCCUUCCUCAUGCUGAUUUUUGAUAGAGCUACAAACAGCACCCUCUUCAUAGGAAAAAUAGUUAACCCUGCUUUACAUUAAGUGAAGUUGUGUAUGAAUU
This is a messenger RNA of Tinamus guttatus (white-throated tinamou), 1347 nucleotides long. Its product is annotated as alpha-1-antitrypsin. The record is from RefSeq and is a predicted model, not a curated record. Gene Ontology annotation, molecular function: serine-type endopeptidase inhibitor activity. NCBI's taxonomy places the organism in Eukaryota, Metazoa, Chordata, Aves, Tinamiformes, Tinamidae.